CGAGGGGGAGGGAAGCGAGGCCGGUUUGGCCGCGGCGCCGCCACAACAUCAGCAGGAGGCGACGGCAGGCGCGGAGCGGCGAGCUCCCCGGGCGGGCACUCGGGUAGCCCUGUGUCCAUCGGCAGCACCCAGGAGCAGGGGAGAGCAGGAGUCACCGCCCCCUUGACCUCCCCUCGCUCCGACACCAGCCUCUCAACCGGCAUAAAACAUAAUAAAAGGGGCGGAAUGGCGGCAAAUAUGUACAGGGUCGGAGACUAUGUUUACUUUGAAAAUUCUUCCAGUAAUCCUUACUUAAUAAGAAGAAUAGAAGAACUCAAUAAGGUAUUUUAAAUGUACUGCAAGUGGUAACGUGGAAGCAAAGGUGGUCUGCUUUUAUCGGCGCAGGGAUAUAUCAAACAGUCUAAUAGUACUCGCAGAUAAACAUGCAAAGGAAAUGGAAGAAGAACUGGAGACUACAAGUAUUUUAGACUUGACAGAAAAGCAAAGACAUCAGCUUAAACACAGGGAGAUAUUUCUAUCACGCCAAUAUGAGUCACUUCCUGCCACUCAUAUCAGGGGCAAAUGUGGUGUUACACUUUUGAACGAAACAGAAUCAGUGACCAGCUAUUUGGAAAAGGAGGAUAGUUUUUUCUACUCGUUGGUGUAUGAUCCUUCACAGAAGACACUCUUAGCAGACAAAGGGGAAAUACGUGUAGGUACUCGAUACCAAGCUGAUAUUUCAGACAUGCUGAAUGAAGGUGAAUCAGAUUCCAGAGAUCAAUCGAAGAUGGAAGUUAAGGUUUGGGAUCCUGACAACCCAUUGAGUGAUCGACAAAUAGAUCAGUUCCUGGUAGUUGCACGUGCUGUGGGUACAUUUGCUAGAGCUCUGGAUUGUAGCAGUUCUGUCAGACAGCCAAGUUUACAUAUGAGUGCAGCAGCUGCUUCAAGGGACAUUACUCUGUUUCACGCAAUGGACACUUUACACAAGCACAACUAUGACUUGACAAAUGCAAUCAGCAUCUUAGUACCACAGGGUGGUCCGGUUCUGUGCAGAGAUGAAAUGGAAGAGUGGUCAGCGUCUGAAGCUAGCCUGUUUGAAGAGGCAUUGGAAAAGUAUGGCAAGGAUUUCAAUGACAUCCGGCAAGACUUUCUGCCAUGGAAAUCACUGACCAGUAUCAUAGAAUACUAUUAUAUGUGGAAAACAACAGACAGAUAUGUCCAACAGAAACGCCUCAAGGCAGCUGAGGCAGAGAGCAAACUGAAACAGGUGUACAUUCCAACAUACAAUAAACCUAAUCCCAAUCAGAUAUUGAAUGUUAAUGGAAAGCCUGCUGUGGCGAAUGGUCCAGUUGGAGCGAUGGUUUAUCAAAACCAAAACUCAAGUUUAGGCCGACCAUGUGAGAGUUGUUACACCACACAGUCUCAACAGUGGUUUUCCUGGGGACCUCCAAAUAUGCAAUGUAGACUUUGUGCUUCAUGUUGGACAUACUGGAAGAAAUAUGGUGGUCUAAAGAUGCCUACUCGAACAGAAGCAGAAAAAAUGUCGCCACCACAUGAUGUUUCGGAACCACGUGUAAGAGGCAUCUUUCGUCAUGGUCAACCAGGGCAUGGUGUGCCAAUGCAUAUCGAUAGUCCAAAGUCUACGUUGAAGACACGACAGUCUUUCUUUCUGCAGACAACACGUCUUACAAAACUUGCCAGACAUGUUUGCAGAGAUAUUUUGCAGCUGAAACAGGCAGCAAGGAGACCAUUUGUUCCAAUUAACUGUGCUGCCAUUAAGGCAGAAUGUGCUGCUAGGUUUCCAGAUGCAGCGAAAAGGCCACUGAAUAUCAAAGAGCCAUUGAGGAAGCCUCUGGCAAGUGUUAUCAAGUAUCUAGAAGUUCACCCUGCUGUAAAGCCAAAGGUGUUCAGAACUGUACCAAGCAUCACCUCUGGGAACUCCAGUCAAUCUCCAAAACGGCUAUUUACAAUUCAAAACCACGGCUCUCCGACUAUUCUAGGAAAACGAAGCUACAGCCAGCACAAUGGUGUGGAUGGGAAUGUGAAAAAGCGACUUUUGACACCUUAUAGGGAUAUUGCAAGUCAUACACAAGGAACUUUAAUAAACACUGAUCAUUUCCCAUACUUGGCUAAUGGAAAAGGAAUUUCGACUGGAAUCAAUGUACUCCAGCCUGGUACUGUUCCAGUGAUCAAGAGACAACGGCCAAACUGGAUUGAUGCACCUGAUGAUGGUUUUUUUAAAGUUACCGAGAAAACAAGGAAGAUUCGUAAACUUCUGUCGCCUUCUGAGAUGAGGAGAGCUUCUAGGAGACCUUGCCUCCCACUAAUCAUGCCAUCCCCUCAGCUGCCUUUGACUUCUAAUCAAUGCAAACAAUCCAACAUUGCAGAAGCAAUUGUCAUUACGGACUGAGAACAUGAAAUUGGUGGAUUUAGUCAGUCAAGCUUAUCAAGAAUAGAGUAUUGAAGCUAUAGAUCACAUGGAUUUCCUAUCAGGCCUUUACAACUUUGUUAGUUGUUGUUAAGACGAAUAAGGAAAUAGUAUGAAUAUUUUAUUGGCAAUGUUGUUUUGCCACUCUCUCCAGCAGAUGAAUAUUCUUAUUGUUACAUUUGUAUUAUUUUCUAGUGCUUUCAGAACAAUGGUGAGACAUUUUGCUGUCUUAUAUAUUUUAUUUGUGCAUUAGAUUGAUUAUACAAGUAGCACUGAAGUACUUUAAUAUGUUUGUUAAUAUGCUUUUUAGAAGUACUUACCAGUGUAUAUAUCGAUCAGGGAUGUCCAACCUUGUCUCAAGGCUUUUAAACCCAAACAAUCCAAUCCUCCUUUUGUUUAUAUUCCGUAAUUCCUAGGUUGCCCUUCUUGAAUUAAUCAACACUGAGUUUUAAAAAGGGCUGUCUUAAUAUUAUGGAAACACAAGAGACUGCAGAUGCUGGAAAUCUGGAGCACGAAGGAGCUGGAGGAACUCAACGAGUCGGGCAGCAUUUGUGGAGGGAAAUAAACAGUCGCCUUUUCGGAACUGGUCAGUUUUGAUGAAUGGUCUUGAAAAUCUAAUGUUCAUUUCCUGACCUGCUGCGUUCCUCUAGCUCCUUUGUGUGGCAUAAUAUUGUUUUGUCAUCGAUGGGCGAUCCUAAACCAUAUUUGGGUAUUGGCAACUGCAGGCAGAUACAAAUUUCUGAAUUGUAUAUAAAAUGUAUAUCCAGAUGCCAGUGCAAAUCACCUAUGCAGUCUACACAGAUAAAACCUUAAGCAGCAACAAUUCAGGCCUUAUCCUUGUUUACAGUUCAUUGAGGCUCAAAACCCAAAGUGUGUGUGUAUAGGUCCCUCUCAAUCAUCUCAUCUUUAGCACCAAGAAAAAAAAGCCCCAAGGAAGAAGGGCUUCAGCAUGAGCUCUACCUGCUGUGUAUUUGCGGUGUUCUUCCAGACAAAAAAGAAAAUAGCAUUUUGUGCUUCACUGUAGCACAAAUGACAGCUAAGCUAAUUAAGUGAUAUAUUGGGAAACAGCUGGUUUGUAAUUAGCAUCUGUUCUGUGGUUUAUCUGAUUAAUCUGUGUACAAUGGUAAUUAUUGAGAUAUAGCUGGAGCUGUAGUUAUAGUUUUGUCCAUGUGCAUGGACUUCAGUAGACAAAUAUUAAAAAUCGGGGGAAAAUGACAAAUGGAGGAACCUAAUAAUACUUACAUCCAGUGACUAAUGGUAAAAUGGAGUUUGUGGCUAUGGUUUUAGAGAUACUUUUAUAUAUUUUUGAUAGGAAAUAUAACCAGGUCCAAUAUUGAACCCAGAAUAUCAGGUACUGAAAUUCAAUGAAGUAUUUAUUGUUAACAAUGUGCUUAAAAGUUUUACCAUCUUGUCUCUUGGUCCAUGCCCACAUCAGACCUGAACAGCUUAUACCAAUAUUCCUUUGAUAGAGCGAUGGUUUAGAAGAUUCUGUGUUGUCUAGCAGUUAGAAGAUAAACAAUACCAAUUCCCUCAUCCUGUUGGGUGUGUUUUGGCUGAGCAACACAUGGACUUUCAUGUCGCCAUCUGCAUGAUGCUGCAGAGGAGCCUAACUUCCUUCAAUGUGAACCUGUUCCACAGAUUCACUAUGCCAUUUUUAAUGCAGAUACACCUCAAAAUUCAGACUUUAACAAUCUAAAUUAAAACAAUGGUAACUUAAUGAUUAAACAUACUAAUCCAGCAUCAUGCAGCCAAAUCAAAUCACUAUCUCUCCAGGUUGCUCUGGUAAUGAUACCGUCAGGAAAGAGCUGCACGUAUUUUGGGGUUCCAUUUACUUUGUUGCUGUCAGCCUAAAUAUCUCACUUACAAUAUCUCAAGCCCUUAGCAUCCAUGCUUGAAACUUCCUUUAAAUUUUCUUUAAACAUGACUUCAUCUUAUGAAUUUAGUGGAAAGCUGAAACUCUGUAAGGGCAGCAUAACAUCAGUAAAUCUCAAGGACUGGUGGAAUUGUUGGGGAGCAAUAGGAAAGCAAUCUUUAAGUCAUACUUAAAUGUGACGUACAUCAAAGUUGCUGGUGAACGCAGCAGGCCAGGCAGCAUCUAUAGGAAGAGGCCUUAAAUGUGACGCCUUGUGCACCUUCUGGAGGUGAGUUUGGGUGCAUGUGAGUAACCUGCUUGUGAGGCCAGGGUGAUAAAUUUUCUCUGUUGAUGGGGCAUUUGAAAAAAACUUCAACAGACAUCUCUUGAGACUUGGGGAAACUCAUCAGUAAGAAUAAGUGCUUUUUGAUUCCAUGCUGUUUUCUUAGUUUCCACUAGCAAAUAUUUUGUAAUGGCUUCUUGUGAUUAUAAACAUUUGGGAGCUUUCAGUUAGCCACCUUUGGAAUAGGCCUGAAAAAAGUUAGGGAACAAAUAUCAUGGAUGCUUUUGAUCACACAUUGAACAUAAAUGUAGUAAUAGGGUGCACAACAAAGAAAACCAUAACUGGCCUGGUGUAUUAGGAGUCCAAAGCGAGUAGAGGAGAGGGGGCACUGGAGGUAUUGUAUAUGUGAGACAUCUAUGCACAGGUAUUUGGCUACCUUAAAGUGUAUGCAAUAGUGCUUAUCUACACUAGGAUUGACAGGGUAUAGGUGAUCACAGACAUCUAUUGCCGUGUUCAAGAAGAGCUGCCCACUACUGAGCCUGAUUUCUCUAUCUGUCAUUUUCUAAAUCAUCAUUCAAUUUCUUUGCCUCCAAUCCACUGUGGAUCCUCAAGGACCUCUUUUGGUAGCACUUAAAUGCACAGAGUAGGUUACAAGUGAGUUGUCUGCUGAAUGCCCAUUUGCCGUGCAGGUGGUCAGAUUAGCAUCUCUGGUUGGCUUCCCCCAGCGCAGAGUACCAUUGAUUAAAACAUUCAGGAGGUUUGACCUUCUGCAAGUAGUUUCCUUCCAGCAGUGCACAAAUUGUGUGCAAUCACAAGAAAAGGUCCACGCAGAUCCAUGUGUGCCUGCUUCCCUGGCACACAUCAUCCAGCACUGCAUUUUGCUUUGCAGUAAGGAGUUGAUUGAGGACAGGCUCACUGAAUGCUUUGGGCGAGAUGUGACUACCAGCUAAGUCACUGAGCAAGUCUUGUUGAAGAUGUACCUCUAGUACUUGAAUUGUGCUCAAAAUGUUCUUCAGUGCUCACGGGUAAGUGUAACGAGAAUGAUAGUGUUGUGCUGCAUUAGCACCACAUUGCACUGCACUGUGUAUUACAGUUAGAGGAUAGCUCAGUGCUCAUCACCGAUGGUGUACAUGUUAGAUGGGGAAAACUUCAAACAAAUGCUUCCCAGGUACUUUAAUACCUUGAAAGUUCUGCUAAUGAUUUCCGCCAGGAAAAAAUUAAAAUUAAAUUCUUCAACCCCCAACAUCUCCUAUAAACUAGUCCAUCAAGCAAGUGUAUUAUGUUGCUCAUUCCCCAGUGUGUCAUAUCAUGGGAACCAUUUGGCUUCAUCCUAGGAUCUUUGCAUGAUUUAGAAAAUGCUGGCAAAACAAAUAGAACAAUGCAGAUGUUCUAAAUAAAGACCUGAUUCAAGAUUGAAACAUUGCAUUUUCUGGCCUUGAUAUGCCCUUAAAUACUGACAGUAACUACAUCAGGAUCUCCUCCGUGAGUGGGAAAUUAAAAACAAUGUGAUAAAGGCUAUGCAUCGCACAUUAUCAGCCAGUGAAUAAGCCACAGUGACCUGCACUUCUUCAACUGAGGAAUCACAAAACUCAGCAAACUCUUCUGAAAUUCUGUGGCAUACUGAAUUCAUCACUAGUGUUUAGCUCUUGAACGCAUUAUCAAAUUGAUGUUACAAAUGAUCUUUCAUGAUGUAAAAUGAUCCAGGUCAGCUAGCACUGAACACAAUAUUGGUUAAAAAAGAGAAGUGGAACUAUCAAUUCAUGUAAUUUUAGUAGUUUUCUACACACUCCUGUAGCAUGUAUUUCUAUGGCUUCAUUUUUCAGGGAGGCAGAUCCCUGCUAAUGUUUCCUUGGUCUGCACUCUCUGUUUCGGUCAUAGUUUGUAUCCCACCUGCUCCUGUAUUGGGGGAACACUCACUCAACAGAAGCUCACGAGCACAUUGAGUACGGGCAGGUUAGAGAACAGCCCAUGAAAAGUGAGCAUUUUUCACUUCUGUCUUCCCAUUACCAUCAUCUUGGUUUUGGACUGACUGCAAGUGAACAACUUGGUAGAGUUCAUUGAUGUUAAAGCAAUCCUGUUGAUAUGUCUAGCAUAUCUGUGUUCAUAGCAUGUGUCUUCACUUUUGAGACCCAUGCUUGAAGCUUCGUAUAGGCAACAACUUUGCCCAUAUUUAGCUGCACAGCCAUUCCAGUGGUUUUGGCACCAGACAGUCCUUUAUUAUGGGGACUGUGCAAGACCUUGCAAGUUGCCACUGGACUUCAUCAUUCCAUUUCUUCAAAUGGCACUGUGUUUAUCUGAGAUGAGCUGGUAGAGGCUUGUGUUACCCAACAAAGCCAAUUCCUCACAUACCCUCACCAAUUAUCAAGUGAAAGUCACAGCCCGCUGAAAUGCUGGUAAUUAUAUGGGCUUGUGGUUGUGCAUCCUUUCAUAUUCAAAGGUGGGAGAUUGAAAGGUGUAGGAAUUCAAAGAGAUCUGAAUGUCCUUGUACAUAAAUUGCAAAAAAAAAGGAAAAAGUAGGUACAGCAAGUAAUUAGAAAGAAACAUUCUGCUUCUCUUUAUUGCAAGAGAAAUUGAGUUCAAGAGUGCAGGGAGCUUGUUCCAAUUGUCAGAGCACUAAAGAGACUGCAUCUAACAUAUUACAUAGAUAUCGGGUCUCUCUACCCUUGAAGGUUGUACUUGCAAUUAAGGGAGUGCAGCAAAGGUUCUGUAUAUUGAUUCCUGGAAUGAUGGGUUUCUCAUAUGUUAAGUUUACUUGACUGGGCCUAGGCUCUCCUGGAUUUAGAAGGGUGAAAGUUGAUAUCAUAAUUUUUUUUUGGCAUUGGACUGAGUAGAAUAGAGACUCCAAAGGUUAUAGAUACAGAGAUGAUGUUUUCUUUGGCUGGAAUAUCUGGAACAGGGGGUGACAGUCUGAAAACUUAAAAAAAAAAGGUCAUUCAGGACAGAGAGGUGAGGAAAAUUUGUACCAGAGGUUAGUAAAUCUGCAAUGCUCCACCUAACAGGGCUAUGGAGGCUUGCCAACUUGCAGAGCAUUUAGAUAAAUAUUUAGAUAUUAAGAUAAUCAAGGGCUAUUUAGGAUCAUUGCUGGAAUAUAACAUUGAAGUGAAAGAGCAGGCAUAAUUUUAGUGAAUGACCAAAUACUUACGGGGGCAUGGGGGGGUUGGGGUGGAGAUUUGUUGGUCAAAUAACUUACAGUUGCGAUCUGUAGAAGGAAUAUAGAAUUAUUGUGCGUAAUUACGAAUUAUUGCUGUACGUUUGAAGAGUCUGAUAGAAAAGUGAUUUGAAAUGAGUCAUGAUGAAGUAGCUGUGAUGUUUAUCACUACACUUGAGUUUCUUAUUGUUCAGUCACUGAACAAAUAACCUCGUUGUGUGUUAGAUAUGCUUAAGGCUGAACAUAGUUCCAAAUGGACAGAGAGCAAAAGAUAGAGUUCAACAGAGCUUGAGCCCUCUAUUCAAGCAUGGGGUUGAACAUGACUGAGUUGUAAGUGACUGAGAUUGAUUCACUGCAUUUCAUGUAUUUGCAAUGAUUCAUGACUAUUCCACAUUUCUUUAUACUGAGAGAUGCUACUGUGGUUCCAAUUUCCUUCGUCUUAUUUUCCGAAUGCUGUUUGAUGUACAAUUUGCGAGGUACCACACAGCUCACCCCAUCCAAUAGACGAUCUAGUAUUGUGAAUAAGUACUUUUAAUGUUGUUGUAAAGCACCCAUGGGAUCCCAGUUUCUUCACACUUGAAGAACUGGGUAAACUAUGUCACUGUUGUCCAGAAUCUCUCCUGUAUCAGGAGUUUUACGUAAGCUGUGGCAGAAAAUCCCUUUCCCCCAACAACCUUAUUCAAUCCUCUACAGGAUGGUAUAAGAACAGACCUGUGUACAUUUCACAAAGUUUUUGCAACGUUUUUAAGGAGGUGACUAUCUUGCAGUGGCAUCUCAAUACACAAGCAGUAGGACAAGUGCAACUGUAAAUAGAUGGGAAGAUGAAAUCCAUUGAAAGUUAAGUCCCAAGGUGGAUGAGAUGGAUUAUGCUUAAACAGUGGGAUAAGCCUUCUAUGAGCAUUGUUUUGACAUGGUUAAAUUAUGAAACAACUUUUUGCACUGUUUCCAUUACCCUAACAUAAUAUUUCUGCUGCUUACCCCUUCUGCCAUCCUGGUUAGACAUGUAGAUUUCUUUCUUGUAUUGCUGUGGGGAAUUGUGCUCCCUCUUCACGACUUCAUCCAGCAGCAAACAUGGGAGAGUAUCAUUAAGAUCUUGCUAAUCAUGACUGUGUUAAACAUGUCUUGCUGAAAUUGGAUUGCAUAGAGCUGUGCUGUUCAUUGCUUGUCAUUGAAACUGUAGUGUUUCAGUCCAUAGUAAGUGCAAUGACUAACUCUAGGUCAUUUUGCUUUGCUUUAAAAAUUUGACCAGGCACUUGCAAACCAGAAGUGAUUUUUUUUUAUUGUCAGACACGCAUCAAAUUAAAUGAUUCUCUGGACAGCAAUCUGGAGGAUGUUUGUGGAAGUUAAGUUCACUGUCCCAGAUCAUAGGGUUCCAAACCCUGUGCUGGUUUGGAACCCUACUAAAUAGGUAGCAUGCUUCAAUUUCUCUUUUGGUCCUGUUUUUUUUUUAGCUUUUCCUUCAAUUCUUCCCAAGGCCUUAUUUCUUCAGACGAACUCACCACCCUUUUGCUUGAUCACUAGCCUAACAAUUAAUGGACGUUGGAAGAGCAUGGCAAUGCUUCCAUAAUUUCCAAGCACACCCCCCUUCUUCACACCUCCCCCCCCCAAAAUACUGCUGAUCCCAUUUUGUCCCACUCCAUCCAGCCUACUUUUUCUUCUGCCACUGGUGAUCUCUGUCGGUUCAUGUUUUGUAACUUUAAGCUAGAAAUAUUCGGAAUCAGAAUCAGAUUUAUUAUCACUGAUAUAUGACAUGACAUUUGUUGUUUUGUGACAACAGUACAGUGCAAGGACAUAAAAUGUAUACAUUGCAGAUGAGGAAUAACGAGGUAGUGCAGAGAUCUGAUGGCAGAGGGGAAGAAGCUGUUCCUAAUUCCUUGAAUAUUGGUUUUCAUGCUUCCUUACCUCCUCCCUGACAGUAGUAUUGAGGAGAGUGCAUAUCCUGGAAGGUAAGGGUCCUUGAUCAUGGAUGCAGCCUUUUGAGGUGCUGCCUCUUGAAUAUGUCCAUUAAUUAUCUGAAGCUAAUUGCAAUAUUAUAAACACGUCAGGCAAAUGUUUCCAAUCAUUGCUGUAUUAAAUGGUUAAGUUUGUGAAUAAGUACAAAAAAAAUGUUAAGUCAGGUGUACUUGGUAGUGUAGUAAAAAUUAUAAUAACAUAUUGAAGAACUACCUGGGUAGAAAUCAGGUGAGCAGUGCCACAUACUAGAAUGGCAGCCAGUGGCAUGCUGGAAACACUGCUUCCACAUGACACAAAGUGCCUACCUGUUAGAGGUAUUCCACAUCCACCCAUCCACCCCCCACUUCUACCACGAGCCUUUACCAUUCAUUUCUAAUCAAAUUGUGGUAUUCUUUGUAAAUGGAUAUGAUUAUCUGCAAUAAUUGGGCUCAGUGCUGAUCAUAAGCUGACUGUUUGCACAGUUGGUAAACUGCGUUGUUUUAACAUUAAAAUGCACAAUCUCCCUAACUCUAUAAAUAGUUGAAAGUGCGAAAUAAGAGGUUUAUAUUUUCCUGUGCCCUUUGAUCAUGGUAAUCUAUAAAUUCAUCUUGUUCUUUCGUUGUAUACAGAAUAUGUACGUGACUUAAAAGUUUCUGUAUAAUACAAGCUUGAGUACAUUGUGGCCUUAAAUAUAUAUUCAUGCAGAUGCAAGUACUAUUCAUCCUAAACACUCAGAUUCCUGAAAGCAAAUUCAUCUGUUGAUUAACGUAGCAUACUUAACUUUGUUGGCAUAAAGGAAAUGCUUCCAGUUGGAAAAAUGAAAUAAAGGCAGCAAAUACUGGGAAUACUGGGCAGAUGAGGGAAAGCAAUUAAAGCUUCUUUGUUUAUACCUGAGAUUACAUAGAAAAUUGUGAUCGAGAACCUGAACUUUAGUUAAAUUUACCUAAGGUGCAGUGUAUGGGGGCUGGUGCCAUUGACUCAUUGAUCAUGCCCUUGCCAACUGUUACAGCAUCUGUGCCUGUAACAAGGCAGCUGCUCCCUGGGUUCAAGACUGAGACCCUGUGCAGCCUCCUGUGCUCAGCUGUUGUUAGGAAAGAAUAUGAAAUUAUGCUAUUACCCAUGUGAGCUGGAAGCAUCUUGCACUCAAACCACAGGAAUUGAUCCUCUAAUGUGGCGGUGUUCAACACCAUGAUAGACUGGGCAAUGGUAGAGACAUCAAGAUCUGGCAGGUUUCAGUGAGAUGCUGAAAGCUGUGACUCGUUGCACACUUCAUUCUGAAGUGUGAGUCCACAAACAAUUCUUCUGCUUCACUUCCCUGGGUAUGAGACCCACUGUUUGUCCUAAGGCUACCUAUGGGAAUCUGGGAGCUGCAGUAUUGCUGUUGGACAAUGUUACAAGAAGAUCAGGCGAGCAAGGAAUUUCCUUUCAUCAUCAAUGGAGCCCAGCUUCCCUAUUCCCUUUUAAAAUGCAAACAACUGCAUAGCUAGAAGCUGCCAUGUCACACUUCACUGACUCUCCAGUCCAGUCAGUCAUCUGGGAGUGACAAAUGCUCAGCAUCUCUGACUUUCUCCUGUGUCAAUAUUGGCAGCAAGUGCCUAUGAGCUAACCCAGUACUCGAUUAUUCCCUCACACAGUUAUCUGCCUGCUCCAGCAUCCAGUUGUAGAGAAUUAUAUCUGUGAGCAGUGUCUAAUGGUUGGGGUGAUAUAGCCUUCCCUGGGAGGAGAGUACUUCUGCUUGCUUUUUAGUUCCCAUCUCAAUGACCAUGAGCUGCUUGCCAAUGACAAACACCUCUUUUUUCCAUCUCCUUCCAAAGAUAAUCAGUCUCCCUCCUCCAGCACAAUGUUCUUCACUGGACUAUAUCCCUCUUCAUCUAACUAUUGCUUCUCUACCAUGUUGGGAAUGCAUAGAAGGUUAGAGCAUUUUCCCUUAGCAAUGGUACACUACCCUGGUUGAGUGGGACUGCAGUGCAAAUGUUGUGCCAAUGUCAUAGACCGCAUUGUAGGCAGAAUAUGAAGGGCAUCUUCAGCAAAAUUGGAGACUUUCCCAUGUACACUAAUGACAGAAUAAAGGCAGAGAGGGUUUGAAACCUUAACAUUUAAGUUAAGUAAUAUCAAAGUUUUUAAGCCAUAGAUAAGUGCUGCAUUUCUUGGAGUUUCCAGCUUCAUUUUGAAGGAAAAUUUUCUCUCCCUCAGAUUAUAUCAUUGCAACAAGGCACCUAAAAACCCCAUAGCCUCACCUCCAGAUUCCUUUCAAUUACGCUAAUUCGCUUGCAUUGCAAUUUCUGAUAAUGAGCUUAUCGCAAUCAAAAUGUGCAGUUUCAGUUGAAGUUACAUGUCUGUCACUUAGAAAUAAGCGGCUGUUUACUUUGAAUACAUUGUGAAUUAAAACCUAUCACAUUACUGCAAAAUCUAACCAAGUCCAUGUGUCAAUGACUCCCAGUAAAUACCGAACUGUUGGCGUGAGAAAAAACACGAGAGAACCAAACAUAAUAAAAUAACAGAGAACAAAAUAAAACAUCUGUUAUUCUAUAACUUUAAAUUUAUAGCAUAAUCUAUGUUAUUUAUGAUUACUUUGUGGUCUUGUGAAAUAAACCUGUGCUCUGUAUUGAAUAUUAUGAAAAGUUCAUCAUUUAGUCUUCUGUGAAUAAUUUUUAUUUACAGCUGCUGUAUGCAAACAUGUUUAAGCUGAUAUAUUGCAAAAAACUGCAGGUUACUAAUGAAUUAGAUUUUUGUUCUGCUGCCCAUUUCUGUGAUGUUAAAAAUAACAAAGAGUUGCCUUUUCCCACAGGUUUAGCUUUGGCAAUGGUAAAUAUGGGCCUAAUUUUUUCUAUUUAAAAAAUCUUUGUUGAUGCUGUAAGGGAGAAAUUAACGAGUCUUCUGUUAUUGUUUUUAAUGGGUGGCAAAUGCUUUGUAUACAACUGGUAAAAAAAAAUAAAG
Molecule: messenger RNA, 12559 nt
Organism: Mobula hypostoma (lesser devil ray)
Lineage: Eukaryota; Metazoa; Chordata; Chondrichthyes; Myliobatiformes; Myliobatidae
Product: metastasis-associated protein MTA3-like
Exons: 20
Coding region: 434-2389 (651 amino acids)
Biological process (GO): negative regulation of transcription by RNA polymerase II
Cellular component (GO): NuRD complex; nucleoplasm
Molecular function (GO): histone deacetylase binding; sequence-specific DNA binding; transcription corepressor activity
Source: RefSeq, a predicted model, not a curated record